Molecule: messenger RNA, 5472 nt
Organism: Tupaia belangeri chinensis (Chinese tree shrew)
Lineage: Eukaryota; Metazoa; Chordata; Mammalia; Scandentia; Tupaiidae
Gene: PDE6C
Product: phosphodiesterase 6C
Exons: 22
Coding region: 2005-4599 (864 amino acids)
Biological process (GO): signal transduction
Molecular function (GO): 3',5'-cyclic-nucleotide phosphodiesterase activity; protein binding
Source: RefSeq, a predicted model, not a curated record
UAAUAAUGACAGUGAAUAAAAUUAAAUAACAAAUAAUUUUUAAAAAAGGGCACCCAACAUUUUAUUGGAAGAUGAUGAUGCUCUGAUAGGAAAAGUGACUGGCUGACUCAACUUUUUCUCCCUCUGUGCUAUCUUACUUAUAAUAAGACACUAAGAGGAGGUGGUGAAACAAAGAGUCACCCAAAGAGGACCCUGCUGGGACUACGCCUGGCCUAGGGAGGUGUGAGGAAAUGGGUACACUUGGCCAUGACGUCCCAGGCGAACCUCAUCCGUAGCAAGAGGCUAAGCGAAUGUCAGUUUCAGUUCUAUUCCCUGGGGAAGUCAUGUUCCACCAAGAACCUCUUAACUCAUGACCUAGAACCUGCAACAUCAACAGAUUGUUUUUUCUUUUGCAAUGAAUAAGAUGUGUAUCACUCUAGUUAGGUGUAAAACUUUAAGAUUAGAGAAUUCAAGGAGACCCAUAGGAUGGAUAUUGUUAAGUUUGUUAAUUUCAUGAGCAAGAGGGCAGAGAGAAGCCUCAACAGGGUCUUCCCAUCAUGAUCCAUCCCCAAUCUCAGCUGGCUUGGAUUCUGGACACACAUGUGCCCCGUGUGCUCAGGGAGAUCCCCGGAUGCAAACAUGGGACCUUUCUGACGCAGGUGCAGCUGCAUUCUCGCUGCACCCUGGCAUGCUCCUACAUGGCUAUUUUUGAAGCAAACUUAAGUGUGGGUGCAAUGAUAAUUUUUCUAAUUACUAUAACAUAUUGUGUGCAUUUUUCAUUUAAGAGAAUUUGUUGUAUUGGGUUUGUAGCUUUAUUAAAAUAGUUAAAUGACCUUGACUCAGUUCAAAAUCAGUAUUUAAAUAUUUAAGGCGAUUCGUUCCUGAUGUGUAGCAUGACUUACUGUUGCAUAAUCAUGUUUAAAUAUUUGGGGAAAUGUGCUUAAUAGAUGUCAAGACUUAAUAAACUGAACAUUAAACAAAGCUAAGUAGUGGUAAGUAUUCUUUCCAUGUCAGUAGCCCUGAGACAUGAAGGCUCCUAGCAACGGACAAGACAACUCCUGUCCCAUAGAUUUAAUAGACUGUAUGUCGGACCAAAAAUCCUGGAUGUCUGGCUGUUGCAAUUGAAAACAAGAUCCAAACAAAUACGCUUAGCAGGGAAACCUAGUGAGCAACUACGUGGGUUGCCUUUUGUAGUCAGGUCUCCUGCCAAAGGUCAUUGUUCAGUCUAUGGCUUGAUUAGGCUUGGCACAUACACAAACGUUUUGCUCGCCUGUCUGGCAAUAAGUACAAGGCUUUUUCACUUAAAACACUUCCGAGGUCAAGCUUCCUAAAGUAUGGGGGGUUGGGAGAUGAGAGUGUAAUAGAACGAGUAGAUCAAGCAAUCUGGGUGAUCAGAGGACUCUUUAAAAAAAGAAAAUUGAAUGUUCAAUUUUAUGUUCUGUUGAUGCUAAACUAACCUUUCCAUCUCCCCCAAAUGGUCAUUAAUUAAAGUUGUUAUAUAAUCAAAGAAAUGGCAAAGAAGCACUUCUGAGAUCUAACUAGCUUCUCUUCAUCUAGUGAUCAUGAGAGAGCCAUUCAUAUUGCCAGCUGAUGCUGAUGGGGUAGAAAUAGCACGCCAGGGAGUCUUCCUCGCCACAGAGAGGGCCCGAUGUUCAGUUAUGUUUCUAUAAUAGACACUUCGACUUGCCAUUUGCCUGGCUGAUCUCAGAUGCUCUGGGGAUUCUCUGAGGACUUAGGAGCUAAGAAUGCUCAGGGAUUUAGUGUCCUGAGGAACUCUUUAAUCCUCUGCUUCCUGAGUCCCACCCUAAGCCAGAACCUUCUGUCACAUCCCAAGAGUUACAGGCAGUUUGAAAGCUCUGCUAAGCAACUACUUUGCUUGACCUCUGGGGGUCCUAGGUGGUACCACUUAGGGCUCCCUGAGAAGUUCUGAGCAGGAUGAAUUUCCGUCUUGUCACUCUGCCUUGGGUGGCACUCUGAGGGGCUUUCUUUCUAAGCAGCAGCAGCAGCAGCAACGCAGGUCCCGCCAUGGGUGAGAUCAACCAAGAUGCCGUGGAGAAAUACCUGGAGGAGAACCCUCAGUUCGCCAAGCAGUACUUUGACAAGAAGCUGCGGGUGGAGACGCUGGGAGAAAUCUUCAAGAACAGCCGGGUGCCAGUCCAGGCCAGCAUGUCCUUCUCUGAGCUGACGCAGGUGGAGGAGUCGGCCAUGUGCCUGGAGCUGUUGCUCAGCCUGCAGGAGGAGGCCAGCAGCGCCGAGAUGGCCGCGCACAAGGCCCUGCAGAGGCUGGCCCAGCUGCUGCAGGCCGACCGCUGCAGCCUGUUCCUGUACCGGGCUCGCAACGGCAUUCCCGAGGUGGCCUCCAAGCUGCUGGACAUCACCCCCACUUCCAAGUUCGAGAACAACCUGGUGGUCCCUGACAAAGAAGUCGUGUUUCCACUGGACAUCGGGAUAGUGGGCUGGGCUGCUCACACGAAGAAACCCCUGAACGUCCCAGAUGUGACAAAGAACAGCCAUUUUUCUGACUUCAUGGACAAACAAACCGGGUAUGUCACUAAGAACCUGCUGGCAACCCCGAUCGUGAUGGGCAAGGAGGUUCUUGCUGUGGCUAUGGCACUUAACAAAGUAAAUGCAACUGAAUUUUCCAAACAGGAUGAAGAGGUCUUUACCAAAUACAUCAACUUUGUCUCUGUCAUCCUAAAGAUUCAUCAUACCAACUACCUGUACAAUAUUGAAUCCCGAAGAAGCCAGAUCCUUAUGUGGUCAGCCAAUAAAGUAUUUGAAGAGCUCACAGAUGUGGAGCGACAAUUUCACAAAGCACUCUACACAGUUAGAACAUACCUGAACUGUGAGCGAUACUCCAUCGGACUGCUGGACAUGACCAAGGAGAAGGAAUUCUAUGAUGAGUGGCCAAUCAAGCUUGGAGAAGUCGAGCCUUAUAAAGGUCCAAAGACACCAGACGGCAGGGAAGUCAUCUUUUAUAAAAUCAUUGAUUACAUUUUACAUGGAAAAGAAGAGAUCAAAGUGAUUCCGACACCGCCUACAGACCACUGGACGCUCGUCAGUGGGUUGCCGACAUAUGUUGCUGAAAAUGGAUUUAUCUGUAACAUGCUGAACGCACCUGCGGACGAAUACUUCACAUUCCAGAAAGGACCUGUAGAUGAAACUGGUUGGGUCAUUAAAAAUGUCUUGUCCCUGCCCAUUGUCAACAAGAAAGAAGAGAUCGUGGGCGUGGCUACAUUCUACAACAGGAAGGACGGGAAACCUUUCGAUGAGCAUGACGAACACAUAACUGAGACCCUCACACAAUUUCUUGGAUGGUCUCUUUUAAAUACUGACACCUAUGACAAAAUGAAUAAGCUGGAAAAUAGAAAAGACAUUGCUCAAGAAAUGCUCAUGAACCAAACCAAAGCCACGCCUGAUGAGAUUAAGUCUAUUUUGAAAUAUCAUGAGAAGUUAAAUAUAGAAGUCAUUGAAGACUGUGAAGAAAAACAACUUGUCAAAAUUUUGAAAGAGGAAUUACCAGACCCAAAGACAGCAGAUCUGUAUGAAUUUCGCUUCAGUGACUUACCUGUCACAGAACACGAAUUGGUAAAAUGUGGACUACGCCUGUUCUUUGAAAUAAAUGUGGUGGAGAAAUUCAAAGUACCUGUUGAGGUUCUUACCAGAUGGAUGUACACCGUGAGGAAAGGGUACCGCGCCGUUACCUACCACAACUGGCGGCAUGGGUUCAACGUGGGGCAGACCAUGUUUACUUUGUUGAUGACAGGAAGACUAAAGAAAUACUACACGGACCUCGAAGCCUUUGCCAUGCUCGCCGCUGCUUUCUGCCAUGACAUCGACCACAGAGGCACGAAUAACUUGUACCAGAUGAAGUCAACGUCUCCACUAGCCAGGCUUCACGGGUCUUCCAUUUUGGAGAGGCACCACCUAGAGUACAGCAAGACUCUCCUGCAGGAUGAGAGCUUAAACAUCUUCCAGAACCUGAAUAAGCGGCAGUACGAAACAGUUAUGCAUCUGUUUGAGGUUGCCAUAAUAGCAACGGACCUGGCUCUGUACUUCAAGAAAAGAACCAUGUUUCAAAAAAUUGUUGAUGCCUGUGAACAAAUGAAUACUGAAGAAGAAGCCAUCAAAUAUGUAACCAUUGAUCCAACCAAAAAAGAGAUUAUCAUGGCAAUGAUGAUGACGGCUUGUGACUUGUCUGCUAUAACCAAGCCCUGGGAGGUACAGAGCCAGGUAGCACUUCUGGUUGCGAAUGAAUUUUGGGAACAAGGAGACCUGGAGAGAACAGUGCUGCAGCAACAGCCGAUUCCUAUGAUGGACAGAAAUAAAAGAGAUGAACUACCUAAACUUCAAGUUGGAUUUAUUGAUUUUGUUUGUACUUUUGUAUAUAAGGAGUUCUCACGGUUUCACAAAGAAAUCACACCUAUGCUGAGUGGUCUCCAGAAUAACAGAGUGGAAUGGAAAUCGCUAGCUGAUGAGUACGAUGAGAAGAUGAAGAAAAUUGAAGAGGAGAUGAAAAAGCAGGAAGAAGGGAAUGCGGCUGAAAAAGCUGCCGAAGACGCAGGUGCUGCUGCCGCUGCCGCCGAUGACAAAAAGUCCAAAACGUGUCUAAUGUUGUGACAGAAUCCAACUGGCCUGAAUGUCAAUGCCAUUCUACUUUCAAAGAAUGAAAAACACUCAAAAGAACUUAAACAAACUUCAUUCAGCAAACCAUCAAGUAACAGAGUAAGAGGAUUUCCAGAAAAACUGUCUUAUGAUUGUCAAGAAAAUAUAUAUUACUAGCCUGAAAACCCUGAGGGUAAAAUAAAGUUCAACAAAAGUGUAAAAUAAGAGAAAAAUAGGUGUAUUUUUGGUGCCAAUUUAUUUUAAAUUAAAAAAAAUGCAAUACUGACAUUAGUCACAAAUUCUUUUUUAAAAAGUUAUUAAUUGCACGAUUUAUUUGCUGAGACUGCCAUUACAAAGUACCACAGACUAGAUGGUUUAAAUUAAGAGAAAUUCAUUUCCUCUCAGUUCAGAGGCCUCGGUUCACAAUAGAGGUGUCAGCAGGGUUGGUUUCCCAUAGGCCUUCUCUACUGGGUUUGUAAAUAGGCAACCCAUUUCCUCCCUACCCCCUUCAGAGGGACUUUCUGGGUGUGUCUGUUCCUAAUCUCCCUUUGUAAGGACACCCGGGGUUCUGGAUUAGAGCCCACCCAUGUGACCUCAUGUUAAUCUUAAUGACCUCCUUCACCGCUCUGGGUCUCCAAAUAGUCACAUUCCAAAGGGCUGGGGAUUAGGACUUCAACAUACAAUAUAUCUGGGGUUGAGGUCAUAAUAUUCAUAACUGAUUUUAUCAACACAUCUCAGUGCAAGAGUAAAUGCAGAAUAGAAAAAUAAUGUACAUAAACGCACACACACAAAAAGUAAAAAGGAUGUCAAAUGUUACUCCAUCUGAAAUGCUUAUCAUCAAAGACCUCUAUUUUCACCCUUGAUAAUAGAAUAAUGAAGACCACAUCA